This is a messenger RNA of Capsicum annuum, 4429 nucleotides long. Its product is annotated as anaphase-promoting complex subunit 5. Gene Ontology annotation, biological process: anaphase-promoting complex-dependent catabolic process; protein K11-linked ubiquitination; positive regulation of mitotic metaphase/anaphase transition. The record is from RefSeq and is a predicted model, not a curated record. The coding region runs from base 198 to 2936 and encodes 912 amino acids. The transcript is spliced from 20 exons. Lineage: Eukaryota; Viridiplantae; Streptophyta; Magnoliopsida; Solanales; Solanaceae. Gene Ontology annotation, cellular component: anaphase-promoting complex.
UUAGUAUUCCUUUGUACUGAACAGGUUCGGAAAUGAUAAAAUUAUUACUCUUGAAAAUUCCUCCUCUUUCUAUUCUCCUUUUUCCCUUUUCUUUCCACUUCCUUUAAGAAUUAUAACACAAGUAGUCCUCCUGUUACAGUAUCUAUAUAGUAGAAAUAGAAACUAGCCUCCAUCCGAUUCGCGCGCUGAUUCCCUCCAUGUCCGGCGCAGCCGCAAUGCCAGGGUUAUCGAAAGCGGCAGGAGCUUUCACCAUUACACCACACAAGCUCUCUAUUUGCAUUCUCAUUCAAGUCUAUGCUCCUCCCUCCCAAACCUCUGUUCCUUUCCCCUUCUCUUCCGUCGCUCAGCACAAUCUUCUCGGCUCCUUUUUAUUAUCUCUUACUAAGUCGUCAGAGGAUAUUUUUGAGCCAAAGCUGGAUGAACUCGUUUCUCAGCUUAAGGAAAUUGGAGGUGUAUUAAAUCAUUGGUUGAGCGACCAUUUAGCUCGCAAAUUAUCAUCGUUAGCCUCACCAGAUGAUUUGUUUAACUUUUUUAAUGACUUGCGAGGCAUACUUGGGGGUUCUGAUUCAAAUGUCAUGGAUGACGAUCAAAUCAUUUUGGAUCCGAGCAGCAAUCUUGGAGUCUUUGUUCGUCGCUGCUUACUUGCGUUUAAUCUAUUGUCAUUUGAGGCUGUCUGUCAUCUUUUGACAAAUGUAGCAACAUAUUGCAAAGAAUCUCUCUCAACUUAUGAGUUAUCACAUUUCGACGACUCUGAUAGCGAUACUGAAGCACCAAUGCACUAUGAGAACAUGGAUUUGGAGAAUUUGGUUGUCGAGAAAGUCAACAAAGAAAUUGAAUCAAGAUAUGUGGUCGACGAUAGAUUCUCUUUCCACAAUCAUGCACCUAAAGCUCUAGUUAGAGCAGAUGAAGAUCGUGAUUUUUCUCCUGGGCCACAAGUUAGAAAAAUCAAUAAGCCUAGAGAAGUUAGCGCAUGUGCAUCUUCUUCUUAUGAUGUGUCGGAUUCUGUUGAUUCUCCAUCCGGGGAUUUCUUACGUACAAACUGGCAAAUACAAGGUUAUCUAUUGGAGCAAGCUGAUACAAUUGAAAGGCAGGGAAGCUCCUUCCCUCUGAAUGCUUUUGAGUCUGUAUUGAAGGACCUUCUUAAAUUAGCUCCUGAACUACAUCGUGUUCACUUCUUGAGAUACUUGAAUAGCCUUUAUCAUCAGGACUAUCAUACCGCUCUAGAAAAUAUUCACCGAUAUUUUGAUUACAGUGCAGGGGCAGAAGGAUGUGAUUUCGUAUCCUCUUCUUCAACAGGCUGCAAUAGCUUUGGUAGAUAUGAAAUCGCUUUAUUAUGCUUGGGGAUGAUGCAUUUUCAUUUUGGGCACCCGGACCAAGCUUUGGAGGUGUUGACAGAAGCGGUCCGUGUGUCUCAGCAGCAAAAUAACGACAGUUGUCUGGCUUACACGUUAGCAGCAAUUUGCAAGUUGUUGUCUGAAUUUGGAGUCUCAAACAUGAGGGGACUUAUUGGUUCAUCCUAUUCACCAGUUACCAGUAUAGGAACUGCAUUAUCCACUCAGCAACUCUUAUAUGUUCUCCUGAGAAGAUCCUUAAAGCGAGCAGAAAGUCUAAAACUGAAACGGCUGGUUGCAUCUAAUCAUCUUGCCAUGGCUAAAUUUGACCUGACUCAAGUGCAACGACCUUUGCUUUCAUUUGGUCCAAAGGCUUCCAUGAAACUUGCAACAUUCCCAAGCAAUGUCUGCAAGGAACUGAGGUUGAGUUCUCAUCUGAUUAAUGAAUAUGUUGAUGAGGCUUUACUAAUGAUCCCAGAUGGUGCUUUUUGUACUCAAUGGAUUAAGAAUUUAAAGAAGCCAAAAGGUUCUGUUAUCUUUUCCCAGGAGAAUGAAUGUAGGAAUAAUACCAAUGCAUUCCAGUUCUGUGGGCAGCCAUGUUCCAUCCCUGGAUCGGUUCUGCAACUUUUAGGCUCUUCAUAUUUGUUCCGUGCUACUGCCUGGGAGUUUUAUGGCAGUUCUCCUCUUGCUCGAAUGAAUGCACUGCUUUAUGCAACAUGCUUUGCUGACUCAUCGAGUUUGGAUGAUUUGGCGCUAGCAUAUGGCAAGCUUAUCCAGUAUCUAGCAGUAUUUAAGGGAUACAAAGAAGCUUUUGCAGCUCUGAAACUUGCAGAGGAGAAGUUUUUAUCUCUUUCAAAGUCACAAAUUCAGCUUGUAAAACUACAAUUGCUCCAUGAUCAUGCUUUGCAUACGGGAAAUCUGAAACUAGCACAACAGUUGUGUGAUGAGCUUGGUGUUUUAGCCUCUUCAGUAGCUGGUGUAGACAUAGAGAUAAAGGUUGAAGCUAGCCUCCGCCAUGCUCGAAUACUGAUUGCAGCAAACCAAUUUAGCCAGGCAGCAGCUGUUGCACGCUCUCUCUUCUGUAUGUGCUACAAAUUCAGUUUACAAGUCGAGAAUGCCACUGUUCUUCUUUUAUUUGCAGAGAUACACAAGAGAUCAGGAAAUGCUGUUUUAGGUAUUCCGUAUGCAUUGGCAAGCCUUUCCUUUUGUAAAUCUUUCAACUUAGACCUUCUCAAAGCAUCUGCUACCCUGACGCUUGCGGAGCUUUGGCUCUCACUUGGAUCAAGUCAUGCAAAAAGAGCUUUGGAUCUCAUACAUGGGGCAUUUCCAGUACUUCUUGGUCAUGGUGGUUUGGAGCUUCGAGCUCGGGCCUUUAUCACCGAAGCAAAAUGCUAUCUUGCUGACUCAAACUUUUCAGUAUCCGAAGAACCAGAGAUGGUACUUGAACCGUUAAGGCAGGCUUCCGAAGACCUGGAACUUCUAGAGUAUCAUAAAUUGGCUGCAGAAGCUUUUUACUUGAUGGCCAUUGUAUUUGACAAGCUGGGUCAGCUGGACCACAGAGAAGAGGCAGCCUGUUCAUUUAGGAAACAUGUCACCGCUUCUUGAAAGCUCUGAUAUUGAAGAUCCUUUUCAAUAAUGUUGCUUAGAAACCAAUAUUUUUUUUUAGAACUAUUCCUUUGGUGAAUGGUUGUUCGUCUUGUUGCAGCUACUUAUGAAAGUUACUUUUAACUCUUGAUACAGAGUUCACCAGAUGGAACAACAAUUCCCAGGUCUGUUUAUUGAAGUAUGUGUUCAGUAGGAUAAUUUUCUAACUUCAUGAUAAAAACUAGAACUCUUGCUGCAAGUAUGAAACGAUUCGAAAGUCGGAAGGAAAAAUUAAGUUGAGAUGAAUGUUCCACCUUGUACUAUUUAGGUUAGUCGAGGGUUUUAGGUUUUCCUCAGUGAUGAAAGAGAUUGCUUGGUUCUAAUAACAGGAAAAAUUAGCUAAAUAAUUCAUCUGAUUGAAACUAGAGAAAGAGCCGAGGGUCUAUUGGAAACAGCCUCUCUACCUGAGGUAGAGGUAAGGUCUGCGUACACUCUACCCUCCUCAGACCCACUUUGUGGGAUUAUACUGGGUAUAUUGUCGCUGUAACAAGAGAAAGAAAUCAUCUUUAUUCUGUGCUCAACUGGAAAAUUGAGGCAAUAUCAUAACUGGAAGUUGGGUCUAACAUCUGGCAUUACUCUUCUGCUGUUGUACAAGAUAGACAAUUUUAUUUGUUUAUUCAUGUAUUUAUUUAUUUAUUUUUGUGGGGAAUGGCCCUUACCUGUUGUCUAUUGGACAUUUAUCUCCUCAUUCUGUGAAAAAAAAAAAAGCAUAAUACCUUUUUAUGCUCUUAGAGAUCUAAAUGGGGAAGGAAGAGUUCUGAAUUACCAAAUACACGCCACCUUAAGCAUGAUAAGCUUGCCUGCCUAUCCUCUUUGCCUUUUCUAUUGAUACCAGGACAUUCCCUUCUAUUUACAGCUGGAUCAAAAGGCGAAAGAGUUUUCUUACUCCAGUUGGUUUGUUCGCUAGAACUAUCUGAUUUUCUAUUCUUUUUUCCGGUCACAGGCAGCAGGUGAAGCCGUUUCCUAUCCUUGCCUACAUCCUUGUUACAGCUUUGUUGUUCAUGCACCAUUAGAAGCAUUGCCAUCAGAGAUACAUGUGGACAUUGAUCUUGAUAUAAAGGCCGGGAAGGCAUAGUAGAUGUGCCUUUCUGAUUUUAUGAAAUUUUAGAAACUCUUAUUUCUUGGCAAUUGUGUCGUCCAUAUAUCAGGUUGGGCCACACUCGUAAAAUUAGUGCUAGAUGGCUGGUAUGCUAGUGAGAGUACCGACAUUUUCCAUUAUGAUUGAUAGAAGAUUGCCAUGAUUUUCUUGCCUCGCUUGGAAGGCCUAGGAGGUUAAGGCUAAAUAGUUUAGCUGGGGAUUCAGACUAGAUGUCCACAAUCUCUGAUCACGAUAGAGGUCUAACGAAGAUCCCUGAACAGAUUGUCUGCAGUAAGAAUCAUUUCCAAAUUUUCUGAUGACGUGUAUGUACCUUUCUGUAGUUUAUGUCCAAGUUUGGAGAGAAAGCAUUGUACAA